AUGUCAGCCUCUGUUUCCAAUAACUCAACGCCCAGAAAGAACAUUGAAGAGGUUUCCUUUAUUCCAGAUACAGCAUCUUUCCAAAGUGGUUCAACAUUCAGAGCCACCCCAACUAAAUCAAUAAAGAGACAUACAUUUGGAAGCCCUCGUUUCCCUUCCAACUCAUCUUUAAACUCAUCUAUAUCCAGAAGUCGAAGAUUUGACGAGCGUUUGACAAGUCGGUUUAGCGACAAGGCAAGAGAAACACAUACGCUAGAUCUACAUCAAGACGAUGAAGAUAAUCAUGAAGAAGCCAAUAUAACAUCGAUCAAGUGGGUCAAUUUACAAAAACUCAAUGGAUGUCUACAUGAUGGAAAAGCUAAGACACUUUACGGAGACCCAACAUGUAUUGUUCCAGGAGAUGUGGUGGCUAUAGGUACUUCAAAAGGUUAUAUUCUAAUAUUUGAUUAUCAUCAAAAUUUGUUACAUUCUUUAGGUAAGAACACAAAGGCUAUGACCUGCGGUAGCAUAACUUCAAUUGCAAUGUCUUUGGAUUCAACACAUGUUGCGUGUGGUUUUGAAAGUGGUGAUGUGUUUUUAUGGAAUAUCAGGACAUCUUCUAAACCACUUUGCCAUAUUCAACCAUUAAAUGAUACAAAUAUGCAUAGUGAUGGCCAUGUUGCUGGUUCAAUAGUCAAUAAUCUUACAUUUGUCGGUAAAAGACAUACUGUUUUAAUCUCAAGUGAUGUUAAUGGAUUGGUUUUUUAUCACCAGUGUAAUAGAGGUGUUCUAGGAGUAACUGUUGGGACUAGAAAGAUACUUGGAAGAUAUGAAGAUAUACAACUACGAAGACCAACCACGGUUUUUGGAUGUACAGCCCUACCUCUGGGUCCAUCUGUUGAGCUUUUGGACGCUCAGGGUCUCGUUGCUAUCCUAAGCUCGAGUGCAUUAGUUAUAAUAUCCACUUCAAACAACAUAAAGACACAGUUCAAAGUGGGCAAACCAAAAGUUAUUGAUCAGUCUGUAGGUAAAACAGGCUGCCUUUCUUGGUUCCCAGCAUUCUUACACAAGAAUGGUGUCAAGUCCCCUGCAAAACUUGCAUAUUGUUGGUCUAAUGUUUUGACUGUGUUGGAGGUUACAAACUAUGGUGAACAUCUGCAGUUUGAUUCAAAAAAGAGGUGGUUGUGUGAUGAAGCAAUACUGGGAGUUCAAUGGGUUAGUCAUUCAGUUAUUGGACUAAUAACAACAACUCAGCAACUGAUAUUGAUCACUGAAAGAACAAUGAAAGUUUCUGCAUCAAUAGAUUUACUUUCAAGACAUAUUUAUAAAAAUGAUAUUUACUCUAGAAUGCCCACACACUCCACAUUAACAAAUAACUUCAAUAGCUCAUAUAGAAUCUACAAGGGAAAAAUGUUUCUUGUUGGGAAAUAUGAAAUUUUCAUUGGAUCAACUCCAAACUGGAUGGAUGUCUUGUAUGAAAAAGUUAACAGGGGUCAGUACAUUGAAGCCAUAGAAAAAGCGAGAAAAUUUUAUGCUGGUGUGGGUGAUUUAGAUGUUGUUGGAUUGCCUCGUGAAUUCAAUGAUAGACAAAAGAUUGUGCUUCGUUAUUUGGUGGAUAUUGUCAAGGCUUCAGCUACACAUAUUUUGACCCCAGAAAGGUUAAACAAUGAAGAAGAUACCGUUGUCAAAGAUUUUUUAUACACUUCAAUUAAAGCCUUGAUAUCUAUUCAUGCUGACUCGGUUGUUUAUGAAGAUUUUUACGAAACUUUCAAAGUGAACAAUCACGUUGACUAUUUCUUUGAAUCUCUGGAACCAUUCAUAUUGGGUGGGUUGAUCACCUCAUUGAGUCCAAUAGUACUCAAAGAUAUGGUUGCUUAUUAUAGCUCAGCAGGGAAAACAGAGGUUCUAGAACAAUUGAUUUGUCUUUUAGAUAUCAAGAGCUUGGAUAUAGAUUUCACCAUUAGCCUUUUACAGAAAAACAAUUUGAGAGAUAGCUUUAUAUUUAUUUGGAAUAACUUGUUGAAUGAUUACAUCACACCAUUUGUGGACUUUGUCAAAGACAUUCAAGAAGGUAAAGAGGAUUCUUAUAAAGUUUUCAGUUAUUUGGCAUAUACACUUACAGGAAGACAAUACCCAACGGAGAAUUUGAUUGAGGAUUCAAGAGCCUAUGAAGCAAAAUUGUCAUUAUACUACGUUUUAUUUAACGGUAUGGCCAUUACUUGGCCUAAGCAAGGUGGAUCAUUGAUUGAAGUAAAGUCUGAAAAUAAUGAAAAGUUUCCCUACUUGUUGUUAUUGUUGAGAUUUGAUUCAAGUUCCUUUUUGUCGGCAUUGAACGAGUGCUUUGAAGAUUCAUUGUUGAAUGAUGAUGAAAUUAUUCAUGAGGAUUUCAAGUUAAAAGUCAACAGACAAUUCAUCAUAGAGAUAUUGAUUGAAAUCUACAAUCAAAAUGAGUUUAGUUUUGAAGAUCAAUUAAGUUUAUCGAUUUUCAUUGCAAGAAACUAUCCAAAAUUUCAACAAUUUAUCAGACUCUCAGAAAGUGUCUUAGAGAGUUCAAUUCAGAAAUUGUGCUCAUAUGAAGGUGAUGACUUGAAAGAAGAUUGUGAGCUUAGUUUACAAAGCUUGUUAUCUGUCUAUCAACCUUCAAAUAGGGAUGAACUUUUGAGCACUUUUCAAAAUGCUGGAUUUACUGAUGUCUUGAUGAAUCUAUACUUGAAUGACCAAAAGUAUGCAGAUGUUUUGAGCUUAUGGCUAAAGAGUAACAAGUCAAACUCAAUAGAAACUACUGAUGACAUUUUGGAAAGAUGUUUUAGAUCAACUGAGAAUAAACCAAAAGAAAGGGCCAAUGUUGAAAAAGUUGUCAAUGAUAAUUUUGCUGAUUUGAUUGAAGCUAAUACCCACAAAAUUGUCAAAAUUUUGAAUGUUUAUUCACCCAAAUCUCAUAAACUUGUUUUGAAAUUAGAUGAUCUUCAUCUCAAACACCUUUAUUUAUCUUCAUUAUCAAACUUAGAGGAAAAUGGUCAAUUCAAAAUGUCUAAGGAAGAACGUGAUGAAUACAUCGGAACUCUUGCCAAAUUCGAUAAAAAGGAGUUGGAAUCUUAUGUGAAAUCAUUAAGUCUGUCAGACUUUGAUUUCAAAAAAUGUGUUGACUCCCUCAAGGAGAAUGAGGCCGUUGAUACUUUGGUUUACCUAUACAAACAACAAGAUCGAUAUGAGGAUGCUUUGAGUGAAGUAUUGGAUUAUAUGCAAAAAUUAGUGAACAACUUGUCCACUUUGCAAGCAGAUUAUGAAAAAGGUAAAUUCCAAUCUGUUGAAUCAAAACUUUGGAAGUAUUUACUAUUGGGUAUCAACAUAUCAAAUCAUGAAGGAUCAACCACUCAAACUAGAGUUUCAAGUGAGCUUUCAGUUAAUGAGAAGAUGUGGUUGUCAUUGAUAAAUUUUACAGUCAAUUUGUUUAAAAAAUUUGAUAAAGAUGGCACGUCAUCGAAAGCUUUGGAUAUCAUCAAAAGACUUGUUCAGGAUUUAUUCACAAGUCUUAUAAAUACUAGGGCCCAGAUCAGCAGUUUUAAAGUCAAUGAAUCAGGGGUCAACGAACAUCAGAGCUCAUUUUUGAAAAUAUUUGCGAAAUUUUUGGAAUCAUCUUCAGUUCAUGUUACGCUAUUGGGAGAUGUAAGGUCUGUUACAAAUGAAAUCUAUCUUGCCUUUUCUUAUGAGAAAAACAUUCUUACUAUUACCUCCAAACUAAUAAAUGAAGGUAUUUAUCAGAAUAUGCAAAAGCUGACUGACAAAAAUCUAGCUGGUUGGUCUGUGUUGAAUUUUGAAUGUGAUGCAUGUGGGAAGACAAUUUGGGGUAGAGGGAUCGAAGCAGAAGCUUAUUGCAAGUGGGAAGACAGACAACGUGGUAAGACUAUUGAAGAUGGUGAUGUCUAUGAUUUAGUUUCAUUUAGCUGUCGCCAUUGUUAUCAUAAGAGGUGUCUUGAAAAUUUAGGUGUAAAAGAGAACUUAACAUGUGUUAUAUGUGACAAUGAGAAAUAA
This is a messenger RNA of Hansenula anomala, 4011 nucleotides long. RefSeq names its product CORVET complex membrane-binding subunit VPS8 (gene VPS8). Gene Ontology annotation, biological process: protein targeting to vacuole; endosomal vesicle fusion. The record is from RefSeq and is a predicted model, not a curated record. Gene Ontology annotation, cellular component: late endosome; HOPS complex. NCBI's taxonomy places the organism in Eukaryota, Fungi, Ascomycota, Saccharomycetes, Phaffomycetales, Wickerhamomycetaceae. Bases 1 to 4011 code for a protein of 1336 amino acids. Gene Ontology annotation, molecular function: protein binding. The transcript has a single exon.